Actinia tenebrosa (Australian red waratah sea anemone) is the source of this 1529-nucleotide messenger RNA. Its product is annotated as QRFP-like peptide receptor. NCBI's taxonomy places the organism in Eukaryota, Metazoa, Cnidaria, Anthozoa, Actiniaria, Actiniidae. The record is from RefSeq and is a predicted model, not a curated record. Gene Ontology annotation, biological process: G protein-coupled receptor signaling pathway. Gene Ontology annotation, molecular function: G protein-coupled receptor activity. Gene Ontology annotation, cellular component: plasma membrane.
UUUUUGAAUUAAAAUAUAUCCUGAACUCACAGAACAACAGAACAGGGUAUAGCUAGAAUACCGUAUCAAAGAAUGUGGUAAAAACUUUGAAAAUGAUGACCUCCUUUUAAGGACAUGAGGUGAUUAGACAAGGCCUCAGCGAGCGACAUCAUAAUUUAUUCUAUCCUUUAAACCUCAAAUAUUUGGACAACAGAUCUCUGAAUCUUAAGCAUGCGUCUGAAAACAAUGAUUCCAGCAGUACGCGUCAUGUUUUUAAUCAAAAGAUAAGACAUUGCAUGCAUAUGGUAUCUCGUUAAUUCUUACUCUGGCCAAACCAGUCCACUUGUCUUCAUUGGAAAGCAAGUCAUGGGUUUUGAAUAUACUAACGCAAAAAACUUGACGAACAUCUCAUCUUCCGCAAAUGAUUUUGAAGCAGAGGAUUCUAUUCUUGAAACUGGACUGAAAACAGCUAGUUACAGUUGCUUGUUUUUGGUGUCCGUCCUUGGAAACUGCUUGGUAAUUCUCGCAUAUAAACUCAACUCCAACGGAAAACUACGUACAGUAAGCAAUAAUUUUAUAGUGUCAAUGGCUGCUGCAGACCUGCUUAUAACUGUAGGCAGUGUACCUGAAAGAAUGACGAGAAUUCUAGCAAAUGAUACGUGGCUUUUACCGGGAACUUUAGGAAUAGCUGUCUGCAAAGCCGUCAACUUUAUCGAAAAACUCUCCAUGAAUGUAUCAGUUCUGCAUCUGGUGAGUAUUGCAGUCGACCGAUUUCUUGUGGUCUUUUUCCCUCGUCGAAAGUUCAUCACCAAAACUUUAUCUCAUCGCAUAAUCCUAUCAAUAUGGCUGAUAUCCUCAGGGUAUUGUUUACCUAUUCUUAUCUAUGGAAAAAUUCUAGAAGAAAAUGGCAAAAUGUAUUGCAAAGUUCGUAAGUUUUUUUCUAACUGGAAAAUUUGGUUUAUUUUUUUCUUGAUAAUUCUCUUCGGGACAUUCCUGCUUAUUGUUAUCAUUUAUUCUGCUAUUGCUGUAAAGCUGUGGCGUAAAAAGACACCUGGAGUAAGACUCUCGUUUCGUAGCAGACGAACAGAGAAACUCAACAUACGGAUCGUCAAAAUGGUGGCAAUGAUAGUAACAGUCUUUUAUGUGUGUUUUCUUCCAUAUUGGAUUGGAUGGGUCUUUUGCUCGUACCAUUUCAAUGAGGUUAUAUGCAGUAGUAGAUAUAUUUUCAUAGCUAUUUUUUUGUCUUACUCCAACAGCUCACUAAACCCAAUAAUUUAUACAAUUUUUAAUGAGAACUUUCGGUUUGCUUUCCGACUACUUUGGAGGAAAUUAUUCUGCGUGAAAGCUAAUGGUGGUUUAAGGGAACAUGCUGACGUUUUCGUAGUUGGCCUGCAUUUGGAACAGAUAACCUUCCCAACGGAAAGUAAAACAAAAGUUACGAAAUCUCGAUCUUUAGAUUUUCUUGGAACGAAAUUAUAAAACUUCGUUAAUCGCCUUAAUCAGUAUAUUAUAUAAGUUUCUGCUUUGGGUUAACAAAUAUCUAGUUUGUG